GGCGUAGUCAAGGCGGAUACGCAUCAAUCAACAUGCCUUGAUGCCUCUUGGUCUUUUUCUGUGAACUGAAGCAAACACGUUGUGCUCGGAGUUGCUGAGGCGGCUGCUGCUGAUCGGCAGGCAAACAGGCAUAACGACGGGGGCAGAGUGCAGCAAACGAGGUUCCCCGGGAAACGUUUCUAUGAUCUUUACAACAGCAACUCUCAGAUUUGCCCACUGAGCGGCACAAGUCAUGUACCAAGUUGUACCGGGAGGAGCGGGAGGCACAAUUACAGAUGUUAUCCCCAAGCAGAAGCACAGAAAGGACACUCGACCCUUAGUCGGAGCUGGGGUAAUCGGCCUGGUGCUGGUAAUUGCAGCAGUGACUGCAUGGUGUUAUUACAUAGCCUCUAUACGCAAAGCUGAGCUGCUUAAGACUCAGCUCCUGGAUCUGAAUAAAGAUGGCUACAUUAUCCGUAACCAGGGAGGGUCUAUUGUUUUCAGAAUGGAUUUCAGGUCAGGUACGCUGGAUUUGGAUUCAUGCUCCAAAGAAGGGGAGAUGCUUAGCUGUGGACGCACCACUGAUAGAAAUCUGAACUUCUUUAUUGAGACAGUGCGACCCAAGGACACAGUACAAUGCUACCGUGUGCGUUGGGAGGAACUGGUUCCUGAAAUUCCUGUUGAGCAUGCCAUGACAUACACUUUUGCACACUGGUAUGGUGGUGCAGUGUCAGCAAUUCAACACUGGCCUAUUUCCAUUAAGGGCCAACAGGCUCCGAAACCCUUUGUUACAAGUGACAUCUACAAAAACCGCAAUGAAUUCGGGGGAAUUUUGGAGAGUUAUUGGCUUUCAUCUAACGCUACGGCCAUCAAGAUAAAUAAUUCAGUGCCCUUCCACCUAGGCUGGAAUGACACAGAGAAGACCAUGUCCUUCCAGGCGCGAUACAAUGAUAGUCCCUUCAAGCCAAACCCAGGAGAGGCACCAUGUGCUGAACUUAGCUACAGAGUGUGCGUGGGCUUGGAUGUGACAUCCAUACACAAGUACAUGGUCCGCAGAUACUUCAACAAACCAAACAAAGUGCCUGCCAAAGUGAUGUUUCGCCAUCCUAUAUGGUCGACCUGGGCACUACAUAAGACUGACAUUGACCAAGAGAAAGUCUUGACGUAUGCUGCCAACAUUCGCAAGUAUAACUUUAACUGUAGCCACCUGGAGGUAGAUGAUCGCUACACCAGGCGCUACGGAGAAUUCGAGUUUGACCCAACAAAGUUCCCCAAUGCCUCGGCCAUGUUCCAAAAGCUAAAAUCAGAUGGAUUUCUGACAUCGCUUUGGAUUCACCCUUUUGUUAACUAUGACUCGGAAAACUUCCAUACUUGCGUAGAGAGGGGGCUGUUUGUCCGGGAGCCUACGGGACGGCUGCCAGCCUUGGUGCGCUGGUGGAAUGGCAUCGGCGGCAUUUUGGACUUCACAAAUCCAGAAGCCCGUGAUUGGUUUUCUUCCCAGCUACGCUCACUGCGCUCCAGGUACGGGGUGACAUCUUUUAAAUUUGAUGCAGGGGAGACUAACUACUUACCAUGGCAAUUUAGUACCAGAACUCCUAUUCGGGACCCGAGUUUUUUCACAAGACGUUACACAGAAAUGGCUAUUCCCUAUAACGAUAGAGCUGAGCUGCGCAGUGGCUACCAGUCCCAGAACAUAUCCUGCUUCUUCAGACCAAUCGACAGAGACUCUGUUUGGGGCUACGAGUUAGGGCUCAAAUCUCUUAUCCCCACCGUGCUCACCAUCAGCAUUCUCGGCUAUCAGUUCAUUCUACCAGACAUGAUCGGAGGGAAUGCCUAUUUGAACCGCACAGAUGGAAAUCAUGUGUUACCCGAUCGAGAACUCUAUAUCCGCUGGCUGGAGCUGAUAGCCUUCAUGCCCUCCAUGCAGUUUUCUAUUCCGCCAUGGGAAUACGACAACGAGGUGGUUGAAAUUGCACGUAAAUACACAGCCCUCCAUGAGAGUAUUGUGGCGCCCAGGGUCCUGGAGCUGGCUAGUGAGGUGCUGGACACCGGGGACCCAAUCAUACGGCCCCUGUGGUGGAUUGCCACAGGUGAUGAGACAGCCUAUAAAAUCGACUCACAGUUCCUGAUUGGGGAUGACCUCAUGGUAGCCCCAGUUUUAGAGCCUGGAAAGCAAGAGCGCGACAUCUACCUCCCUGCCGGCCGUUGGAAAAGCUACAAGGGGGAGAGAUUUGAUAUCAAGGAGCCACUCCAUCUCACAGACUAUCCUGUAGACCUUGAUGAAAUUGCUUACUUUGUUUGGGUGUAGGAAGAAGGUAAAGUGAAGCUGAACGGAGUUCAUUCGCCUUUGCUGCAAUUUGUUUCUAAGACAAGCUCCACAAAUUCAGCUUUUAUGCAUGACUUUUAUGCUUGUAUGAAAAUGUUGUUAUGGAAAAGCUUUUCUGUAACAAAAUGUUAUAUUACAUCAGAAAAGUGAAACUCAAACAUGUUAAAAACCUCAUCUCAUUUUUUGUUAAGUAUUUUUCAUUUGUUUGUGGCGUUAAGAAAAGAUUGCUAGGUAGUACCCUUUAAAGAGCGAUUGAGUAACUUUUGCUGAAUGGCAGCCACUGUAGCCCUAAGUGGCAACUAUGGGCUAAUAAUAGAUGUAACAGUAGCACAAGUAGAGAAGAAUCAUACAAGUCUACAAACUGAUUCAAUAACAUCAGUUACACAGCAAUAACCUUUUAAAGUUUGCUAACAUUAGCCACCUUAAGCUACUGGUCAUACCAGACCAAGAAAGGCUGUAGCAGCAAAAUCCCAGCAUGUGUAUAAGUAACAUACUCUCCCUUUAAUGCCUGUGCAAGUGAUGUGCAUUCAACAAUUGUCAAAAAGGGAAUAUGCAAACUGUGAAUUAAGUAAAGCAUAGUUAUUGUAUGUCGUACAGUUGAAGAAGCCAAACAGAUUGUAUCAUGCAUUAAGUAGAUAACAGGCUACCUAAAACCUUCUUAUUGAUAAAAUAGAUUCAGUUUGACUGGAAUAUCCCACUUCCCUUUGACACUAAUGACUCUUCUACGCUUCUGCUCCGAGAUACUUUUCAGGAAGUCAGGUUUUAUGCUUCACUUAUCAGGAUGAAUUCUUGAAGUUUAAUCAUUACAAACUGCGUGUGCUCUCAUUUGUGGAACACAGUGUCAUGUAACUACUCUUAGCGCAGAAGGAGAUGCCUUUUAUUAGGCACUAAAUAUUUUAUGCUCUUCCUCAGGUAACAGCUUUUUCUGGCUGUAGUGGCUUUUGAAGUGUCUGGUUGUGUCUUUGUCUUUAUUGUGCUUGGCUGACUCUGUAUGCAGCUGGACAGCUAUAGUCACACUAUUAGUGUCUAAUACAUUGAACACAAUAACCUGAUAAUGGUCUGGAUACUUUACACCUUCUUGCUACGCAGAAGUCUAUAGAUGAAUGAAUUUAUGAGCAUUUAAUUAUGAAAUGGUAUGAUGCAUUUUGUCACCUUGUGUUUGGUCAAUGUCAUAUUUUGUAACUGCAGUAAUAUCUCUUAAGUGCCAUGUUAAUAAUUACUGCAACAUACUAUAUGUGAUUUUUUUAAUGCUAUACAUUGAAUAUUUUCUGUUGUUACAUAUUGUACAUUUAUUAUGCAAUAUUAUUAAUUUAACCCUUUAAUGGGGUGAGUUAUAACCCUUUAUGCGCAAUCCCGGUUCCACAGAAUGUACCACAAAAGCCACAACGUCUGAAAACAUUUGUUUUUCAUACUUUGAACAGAUGUAACUGAUAUUUAUUGUCUCAUUACACUCGGCGGUAAGGCAGCAAGUGACUCCUUUCAAAGUAAAACCAAUGAAGAAUAAUAUCGGUAUCAUGGUCCAGCUGUACAAAUAAAGGCUUCUGAAUCCCAGAGCUCUUUUAAUUCUAACAUGAAAACUUCCUGUGGCUCUCGUGUUAGCUUUUAAAAAAGUCCUGGUGGAUUCUGAUGAAGUUUGAAGCUGCAAUAAAACGAAGGGUUACUGUGAAGUGACAAAAAGGAAAUGUUCACAUUCUUAUGGUGCAAUGUUCUGUUUUGGCCCUUCUUUUUGUGUAACGCUGUCUAUGUGGCUUACAGGUUGACCUCAGUGGAUUUUGUUGACAUAGUUUCAUCAUAACAACUUCCCUAUUUAUAGCAGUUCUCACCCAGCAUCUGGGCCAGGCCAACCUCUGAGGCUAUUUCUAUCUCAGACUGUCUUGUUUUAUGACGAGACUGAGAGGCUGUAUUUCUCGGACUGAAUGUUUCUUUGCUUUUGGCUCUUUUGAGCCAGCGCGUGCUGUCUGCCUGGGGUUAUUAUAACUGAACAUUGCACUAAUUUCGGCAGGAGUUUAUAUCGGAUUUUGUUUGAAUGUAUUAAAAUAAAUCCAGUUUGACUGCGAGCAUUUUUAUUGUGCUGGAUUUGCAUGGUACACACUAAUCUGUUUUAAAAGUACACAUCACAUGGAAGCACACUUGCUUCAUUUUGCUGCAUGACAACCACUACCAGAUGACUCAUUGUAAAUGAAAGAGAGCAGUAAGUGCCAAACUUUUACUUAUUUAGACAUCUACACAUAAUACGA
Messenger RNA from Cottoperca gobio, 4542 nucleotides. It is a transcript of the gene myorg, whose product is annotated as myogenesis regulating glycosidase. NCBI's taxonomy places the organism in Eukaryota, Metazoa, Chordata, Actinopteri, Perciformes, Bovichtidae. The record is from RefSeq and is a predicted model, not a curated record. The transcript has 3 exons. Gene Ontology annotation, biological process: carbohydrate metabolic process; skeletal muscle fiber development. Gene Ontology annotation, molecular function: hydrolase activity, hydrolyzing O-glycosyl compounds. Bases 233 to 2287 code for a protein of 684 amino acids.